CGAGCAUAGUGGAGCUCAGAGUUGGUAGGUUCAAUUCACAGCAGUUGCUUGGAUCACCGAAAAGUUUCUUUAAACCGCGGAAAUGCGGGGGGCAGUCGACGUGAGAGAGAGAGAGAGAGAGAGAGAGAGAGAGAUGGACAUGGAGAUCGAUGAACCCCAGAAGACGGAUGAUGAGGCAUGCACUUUGACGGACGAUGAACUCUUCCGAGCAGCCGAAGCCGGGAAGAUCGGGGUUCUCCGGCAACUCUCCGGAGAUGAAAUCGCCAGAGCGUCGUCCCUGAGGAACGAAGAUGGCCGGUCUCUCCUCCAUGUCGCCGCUUCUGCCGCCCAAACUGAGGUAGUGGACUAUCUGUCAUCACUUGAGCAAUUUUCGGGUUGCAUCAACAGUAAGGACGAGGAAGGCUGGGCACCCCUUCAUUCUGCUGCAAGCAGUGGGCGCGUAGAUAUCCUCGAAAUUUUGCUCAAUAGAGGGGGUGACAUCAACUUAACAAACAAUGGUGGCCGCACAGCACUUCAUUAUGCAGCCAGUAAAGGUUGGCUGAAGAUGGCUGAAGUUCUUAUAUCUCAUGGGGCAAAGAUUAAUAAAAAAGAUAAGGUUGGUUGCACACCACUUCAUCGAGCAGCCAGCACAGGUAACAUUGAAUUAUGUGAGUUUCUGAUUGAAGAGGGAGCAGAAGUCGAUGCUCUUGACAGAAGUGGGCAGACGCCUCUUAUGCAUGCUGUAAUAUGUGAGAACAAACAGGUGGCCUUACUUCUAAUACGGCAUGGAGCAGAUGUUGAUGUAGAAGACAAGGAAGGUUAUACUGUGCUUGGGAGAGCUUCUGAGGAUUUCAGACUUUCAUUGAUCGAUGCUGCAAAGGCCAUGCUUGAGGGGUGAAUUUUUAGAAACGUUUGAACCCACAGGAAAAUGGAGAGAAGACCUUAUUAGAUGAAAAAUAUCACGAAAAUAGAUCUUUACCUUUCAGUCGCAAUUUUAAUUUUGUACCUCGUGUGUGUGGAUAAGUUUUCUCGUGGUAAUGAUUUUGUUCUCUUUGAUAUCGUGGAAAUCAGAAAGGAUGACAUCUUUCUAGGUAA
Messenger RNA from Nymphaea colorata (pocket water lily), 1074 nucleotides. RefSeq lists its product as uncharacterized. NCBI's taxonomy places the organism in Eukaryota, Viridiplantae, Streptophyta, Magnoliopsida, Nymphaeales, Nymphaeaceae. The record is from RefSeq and is a predicted model, not a curated record. Gene Ontology annotation, molecular function: protein binding. The coding region runs from base 83 to 877 and encodes 264 amino acids. The transcript has 5 exons.